Molecule: messenger RNA, 4048 nt
Organism: Cynoglossus semilaevis (tongue sole)
Lineage: Eukaryota; Metazoa; Chordata; Actinopteri; Pleuronectiformes; Cynoglossidae
Gene: acsl4a
Product: acyl-CoA synthetase long chain family member 4a
Exons: 15
Coding region: 916-3054 (712 amino acids)
Biological process (GO): long-chain fatty acid metabolic process; neuron differentiation; long-chain fatty-acyl-CoA metabolic process
Cellular component (GO): lipid droplet; plasma membrane; endoplasmic reticulum
Molecular function (GO): arachidonate-CoA ligase activity
Source: RefSeq, a predicted model, not a curated record
UAAUAGACAGAGCUGCAGUUGCGGCAGUGAACCUAUUGUAUAUGUUAAGACAAAAUACGCAUUUUGAAACGAAAUAUUGAACAGUGACGUUUAGGAUGGAUCCUUGAGUUCGCAGGUUCUGUGAGCUGAGGAUUCUUCGCUGUGUGCACUACCAGCAUAAAAUAUAUAUUUCAUAUUGCAUAUAAAUGUUAUAUAUUAUUUAAUCCUCUUUAUUAUAGUGGCCUAGGCAUCUUGUUUAUGUUGUUGUUGCCUGCUGACCGGUCCAAGAUGGCGGUCGUAUUUCUUGCGCCAGAGCAGCCAAUGCGGCCUCUAUUGUUUAUUAUGUCUGUUGUGAUGUUGUGGCCACGUCGAUGACGUGACUACGUCAAUGACGUGACUUUGACGAACACGCAACAGAAAGGUGUGUGUUCGCCUAAGGCCCUACAGGUGUCGCUGUAUAGCAAGCCGUUUUAACAUUCAAACGCCAUUCAAAAGUUUGACCAUCCGGAAUUAACAGUGUUGAUAUCAACAACGUCUUUCCGACUGGGCGUAAUUUCAUUUUGGACAGUGGGAGUUGUCAUUUGAGAUAUCUGUAACGUAAUUUUGACGAGCCGAAACGACAGUUAGAGGUACAGUGUCUAGAACAUAAUUUCGCCUAGUCAAAACGCAGGAGGUUUGUCUGUUUGUGUGUACGUCCGGGGUAUAGUGGUGAUGAAGGGAGAGGGGGCACGCGGAGAAAAACGUUCUGGCUGCUGAUUGGUCUAGAAAUAUGGACUCAUAGAUGACGCGUAGUUCCGGGUUUUCUAUGUCUCGAGAGGAGGUAACUGUCGGUCAUUCGUGAACGGCACACACGGCAGUUGACUGUGGAAGGAUUUAAUCCUUCUCUCUGGGACGUCAGGGCCAAUAAUAUUAGAAAUAUUGCGGUAAGAAGGCAGCAUGCAUCUCCAGGUUGACUCUGUACUCCAGUCCAUCCUCCUGUUCCCGGUCCACCUGCUGGUCUGGCUGUACUCUGUUCUGUCCUUCCUGCCCUGGUACUACAUGACUGGUGCUGGUCAAAAGAAAGUUAUGUCCAAGCGGGUCAAGGCCCGUUCCACCUCGGGCUGCACCGAUGGACCGUACCGCUCCAUAGAUCACUUUGACCGCCUGGCCAAGGAGGACUUCCCGGGCAAGGACACACUGGACAAGCUGUUUGAUCACGCCGUGGAGCGCUUCGGGGACGCACACUGCCUCGGCACCAGAGAUGUUCUUAGUGAGGAGAACGAGAUGCAGCCCACGGGCAAAGUCUUUAAAAAGCUGAUCCUGGGGGAGUAUCGAUGGCUGUCGUACAAUGACGUCGACUCCGUUGUCAGUCAGUUUGGGAGUGGACUGGCAGCUCUGGGACUCCAACCCAAAAGCACUAUCGCAAUUUUCUGUGAAACCAGAGCAGAGUGGAUGAUCACUGCUCAGACCUGCUUCAGGCACAACUUUCCACUGGUGACAUUCUACGCCACCCUCGGAGAGGAAGCGAUUGUGUUUGGUCUGAACGAGACGGGCGUUUCACAUUUGGUCACAAGUGCAGAGCUGCUGGAGACUAAGCUGAAAGAUAUACUUCACCAGUGUCCCAAACUGAAGCAUGUGGUCUACGUGGACCAGAAGAAAGUGAGCACAGAAGGCUACCCCGCAGGAACCUCCAUCCACAGCAUGCAGUCGGUGCUGGAGUUGGGCGUGCGGCCUGAACACGUGGGGAGAGAGAUAGUGAGGCCCGAACCUUCUGACCUGGCGGUGAUCAUGUAUACCAGCGGCUCCACGGGCCGACCCAAAGGAGUGAUGAUCAUCCACAGUAACCUGAUCGCAGGAAUGACGGGACAGUGCGAACGCAUCCCUGGACUGGGACCCAAAGACACGUACAUCGCUUAUCUGCCUCUGGCUCAUGUUCUGGAAAUGACCGCGGAGAUCUCCUGUGUCACAUACGGUUGUAGGAUUGGCUACUCCUCACCACAGACGUUGUCAGACCAGUCCACUAAAAUAAAGAAGGGCAGUAAGGGCGACUGCUCGGUGCUCAGACCCUCCCUGAUGGCAGCUGUGCCAGAAAUUAUGGACCGGAUCAACAAGAAUGUGAUGAGCAAAGUGCAGGAAAUGAACAUCAUCCAAAAGACUCUGUUUACACUGGGCUACAAAUAUAAACUGGAGCAGAUCAAGAGGGGCUAUGACGCACCUCUCUGCAACGCGCUGCUGUUCAAGAAAGUCAAAAAACUGCUGGGAGGACGAGUGAGGAUCAUGCUGUCGGGGGGGGCGCCCCUCUCCCCGGCCACGCAGAGGUUCAUGAAUGUGUGUUUCUGCUGUCCAGUGGGUCAGGGCUACGGCCUCACUGAGACCUGUGGAGCAGGCACCAUCACAGAGGUGGCGGACAUCAGCACCGGCCGCGUCGGAGCUCCUCUGAUCUGCUGUGAGAUCAGACUCAGGGACUGGGUUGAAGGUGGCUACACCAGUAAAGACCAGCCCAACCCAAGAGGAGAGAUCCUGAUUGGGGGGCCAAACGUGACCAUGGGCUACUACAGGAAGGAAAACAGCAACCAGGACUUCUUUGUGGACGAGACGGGUCAGAGAUGGUUCUGCACCGGGGAUGUGGGAGAAAUUUUCCCGGAUGGCUGUCUCCAAAUAGUGGAUCGCAAGAAAGAUUUGGUCAAACUGCAGGCGGGCGAGUACGUGUCCCUGGGCAAAGUGGAGUCGGCGCUGAAGAACUGCCCUCUGAUCGACAACAUCUGUGCCUACGCCAACAGUGACCAGAACUACGUGAUCAGCUUCGUGGUUCCAAACCAGAAGCAGCUGACGGCCCUGGCCAAACAGAGAGGCAUCAUGGGAACGUGGGAGGAACUCUGCACUCACCCUGAGAUGGAGAGCGUAGUUCUGAAGGAGAUCAAACUUGUUGCCACUAACAUUAAACUACAGAGGUUUGAGAUUCCACUGAAGGUCCACCUGAGUCCUGAACCAUGGACCCCUGAAACCGGUCUGGUCACAGACGCCUUCAAGCUCAAGAGGAAGGAGCUGAAGAACCACUAUCUCCACGACAUAGAGAGGAUGUACGGAGGAAAGUGACAGAGUCACAGUCACCUGAUCUGUCUGUAGUUUCAUUGGUCCAUCAAUGUCAUCGGUCAGUUUUACUGUGGUUUGUUCAUCACAGAUUUCCAAGUCUUGAAAUGCUGUAAAUAGUUGAAGCUGCUCCAGAUAUUUUUUUUUCUGUUUACAUUUUGAUUCUCACAGAAUUCCAUACGAAGGAUUAUAGAAGAUUGUUCUAGAACCAGAUGCCAUCCACUCUUAGUUCGACACUCUCUAACUGUAGUUGUCUUCCAGUGAUUUUCAAUGCCUCCUUGUUGUUGUUUAGUUGUUGUUGUUGUUGUUGAUGAAUUCGCUAAAAGUAUAACCAGUCCUGUUGAUUAGACGCUUCUGUGACGUUGGAGUACUUUUGUUACUGUGCCUUCGGUCUGCAGUACUUGUGUGGUCGCGCAGAUGUAAGUGGCAUAAAUAAGAGAAACAAGUUUGUGGUGUUUGUUACAGAGGAAAAGGCCAAACUGCCAUGUUAAUGUUUACUGGAGGCUAAAGGAAAAAAGACCCCGGUCCCUAAACCACUGAGGACGGAGUUGAUGACCGUGUCAUCAACUCUCUGUGAUGUUUUAUUUAUUUAAAUAAACGUGUGUGAACAUGACUCAGGAAGAAACAGUUUUAAUAUAUAUAUAUAAAAUGAGGGGAAGUGAUGACCUGAUGAACAGUCAAAACUGUGGAGCUUCUUUUCCUGCACUCUCUCGCUUCUACAUGAGCUGUAGGUCACAGCUGGCCUUCUGAAGUAUAGUGACCUCAUUCACAGUCAGCGUACCAUCUGACGCUUGUUGGAUUUCAGCCAUGCUCGUGUUGUUGUCGGAGGUUGUGUAUUUGAGUACUUUUCCCCAACUGUUUGGUUGGAUUCGUCAUCCGACCGUUGAAGGGGCAGAUGUUCACACCUUUUCCAGUCGGUUGUACAAUGAUUCUAUUUGUAUUUAUUAGACCAUUUUUCACUUGCCUUCAACAUUUCUGAAAUAAACUUUUGUAAACGGGA